AUGUUCCCUCAGUCUGAACUCCCAAAUCAACAAAGUUCAUUUCCUGAAUUAGUUGGUCGAAGUGCUGGAGAAGCAGUCUCCUAUAUUUCUGCAAAAGGCUUGACACCAGUUCUGAUGAAACCUAAUCAACCGGCAACAAUGGACUAUCGUACGGAUCGUGUUCGUAUUGUAACAGAUCCAUCAGGCAGUGUGGUUCUUCAAAUACCUAUAAUUGGUUAA
This is a messenger RNA of Rotaria sordida, 219 nucleotides long. Lineage: Eukaryota; Metazoa; Rotifera; Eurotatoria; Philodinida; Philodinidae. The record is from the annotation of a GenBank genome assembly.